Ostertagia ostertagi is the source of this 2181-nucleotide messenger RNA. The record is from the annotation of a GenBank genome assembly. NCBI's taxonomy places the organism in Eukaryota, Metazoa, Nematoda, Chromadorea, Rhabditida, Trichostrongylidae.
AUGGGCUUUUUCUUCAUAUUCCCAUUUUUACAGAAACAUGGUCGCCGUCGUGUUGCCGAUAGUAUAAGCAAAUCUCCGGCUCCAACAGCGCAGCAGUCGCCUGCAACAAAACUUUUGGCAGCGCUUAGUAAAGCCCAGGGGAAGGCAGCUCCUGAUUCGGCCGCGCCUUCACGACACCCUGGUCAAAAUCAGAAGUCCAAGAACGAGACUACAACAAGGCAAAAAGCGGACUCGAGGAAAAAAGCCAGUACUUCUCAAAAUCAGAAUCCCCCACCAGUAGUCAAUCGCGGGGUCGAAAAUUUGGGCAGUGUCGGUGCAAGAAUGAGUCGAAAUCAGGUAACAGUGGAUGAUGCAGGACCAUCAACGUCAAAUUCGCGAAAAAUACGAGAUAUCAGUUAUACUCUAAAUCAUCCCACAACAGAAUCUUAUAAUUUGUGGGCAGCCAGUCCGACUAAAGCAACUCCAUCGGCUCCGAAAAUUCCAUCCGAAGUGCUUCAGGACCUCUCAUUUCGGUUUUUGGCAAAUAUUCCAGAUGAGGAGAAAUCAGACAAGGUCCGUAUGUGCUUCCAAGUGGAAUUAGCGCAUUGGUUUUACAUUGACUUUUAUUGCAAACAAGAGGAAAGAAAGGAUUGUGCCCAAAUGGGAAUGCGGGAAUUUGCCAGGCAAAUUUUUAAACAUUGUGACGAGUUGGCUCCUUAUGCAGCCCAUGUGGACCAGGUUAUUGACGAGUGGCGCUGGUACAAGUCAACGGUUCCGACUUAUGGAGCAAUCUUGCUAGAUGAAACACUAAAUCAUGUGCUUCUUGUGCAAGGUUUUUAUGCGAGCAAAAACAGCUGGGGUUUCCCCAAAGGAAAGGUCAACGAAGGCGAAGAGCCACGCAGUUGUGCUGUGCGCGAGGUUUUCGAAGAAACCGGAUUCAAUUUUGGCGACCAUCGUCCACGAGGUGGAGAAAAGAAACUGCAGAAAUUUCUCAAUGAAACUAUGGUGCGGUUGUACAUCGUGCCAGAUGUGCCUACUGACUUCCCAUUCGCGCCACAAACUCGGAACGAGAUCAGAAAAAUUCAGUGGUUCAACGUAUGGGAUCUUCCCACUGAUCGUAACGAUCAAGUUCAUCGAUUGGGAAACCUGUCCAAUCACAACUUCUAUACUGUUAUGCCAUUUGUGCAGGAUCUUCAGAAGUAUAUUAUGCGAGAACAGGAGAGAAGAGCGCUUGCUGCUGCCGAGAGUCAGAAAUUACGUUCCAAGAAUGUCAUGUUACCAACUUUUGGCGAAUCUCAUAGUAAAGCUUCUCAUAAUGUACCGUCGUCGGAUAUAUCGGCUGUGAUGGAUGCCCUCUUUUCUUCGUCAGUGUUCCCUAAUGCGCCAGGAGCAGCACCUCGUUACGAUUCUAGACGGUUGAUGUCAACCCAGCAAAUGCCAGUUCCGUCGCACGGUGAGCCCAUCUCGACGGCUCCUUCCAAUUCUACUAACUUAUCUUCACGAAUGCCACCUGCUCCUUAUGAUAUUCGCGAUUCCAUGCUUGACUCAAAAUCUUCACGAUUCCCUGCUGAAGCUUUGUCGAGUGCUCCACAAUCUAGUCAUUUCCGUCCACUGGAUCAAAGUCCAUUGAGUAGAAGCGUCAUGAACGUGCUUGCAGGUCCCACUAAUAACAUACCUCGAAGAUCUAUUGACAAGGGAGUGCCAACGAUAGCACAUCCUAUAGCAAUACCUGCGCAAGCCGCGCCUCCUCCUCUGAUCAAUCGCCCAGUCUAUGUCGCUCCGAAGGAGAAACAAGCAAGAAUCAGUCUCAGUGAGACGUCGGCAUUCACAGCAUUUAAAUCUCCGUCGAUGACCUCAUCCAUGGAAGUUCCAUCAGGAGCUGCUGACAAAAUUGAGAUCGAGUUGCACAAGCUACUUUGCGCUUCCUCCGACGGCGAGGGGUCGGUGAGAGUUGCUCACAGUGGAGAAGAGAAAACGCCAACUGGAUUCUUGGAUAGCAUGAGCCCAGAUACCGAUUUGGGAUCAGAGUUUGCAUACAUGACCGGGAUCAGCGGAGAUGCUAAUCACACAGGACUUGGAUACGUUCUUCCAUACGCACGUGCUGAUGGAUUUAUUGUGCAGCUCUGUGAUGCCUGGAAGGAUUUCAAGCUGGACAGAGCCGCCAUUUUCGCUGGACUUCCUGGAUUCGAAACAGUCCACUAG